AUGACGUCAUUAGAACAACCAAGCAGAAGGCGAUAAGACCGUCAAAAAAGCGAAACACACAAGCACGAGUGAGAGAGAGAGAGAGAGAGAGAGAGAGAGAGAGAGAGAGAGAGAGAGAGAGAGAGAGAAGAGAAGCAAGCAAAAGCAAAGCAGAGUGCUGCCCCUCCAUCAACACAGAUACACAGAGAACACCAAUUGCCUUGACCACGCCAGAUUGAAAAAAAAACGAAAGCAUCCUGAUCUCCGAUUUCUUGUCUACGUUUGAUCGUCAACAUGUCGUACGCCUACCUCUUCAAGUACAUCAUCAUUGGUGACACGGGCGUCGGAAAAUCUUGUCUCCUACUACAGUUUACAGAUAAAAGAUUUCAACCUGUGCACGAUCUCACCAUUGGAGUUGAGUUUGGUGCUCGUAUGAUCACUAUCGAUAGCAAACAAAUCAAGCUUCAGAUUUGGGAUACAGCUGGUCAAGAAGCAUUCCGUUCAAUCACUAGAUCUUACUAUCGUGGUGCUGCAGGAGCCCUAUUAGUUUAUGACAUUACUCGCAGAGAAACUUUUAAUCACUUGACAACGUGGUUGGAAGAUGCAAGACAACACUCAAAUUCCAACAUGGUUAUUAUGCUAAUUGGCAACAAAAGUGAUCUGGAUGCUCGAAGAGAAGUUAAAAGAGAGGAAGGGGAAGCUUUUGCCAGAGAGCAUGGACUUGUUUUCAUGGAAACCAGUGCAAAGACUGCUGCGAACGUAGAAGAAGCUUUUAUCAAUACUGCUAAAGAAAUUUAUGAGAAGAUUCAGGAAGGUGUAUUUGAUAUAAAUAAUGAGGCCAAUGGUAUCAAGAUUGGGCCAUCUCACUCACCGACAAGUCCAGGAGGUAUAGCUGGAGCAGGAGGUCAAGGUAGUUUACAAGGCGGUGGCUGCUGCUAGGGGCUUGGGUUGAAAUGUCCACAACUGAAUCCCUCUACGAUCUGAACUGAUUAUCUCAUUCCUGCUCUUUGUUUUUCACAGGGAAGCGCCUAUAUUGUUAACUUGAUUUGUCCGUCGUGUUUGAGAUAAUGAGUGAUACAUAGGCAAUGAACUUAUAUUAUUUAGUAGAGGAAACGUUUUUAAGAAUAGAACAUUAUUAUGAAACAACUCACUAUAGUUACGACGCGGGUAGACACAAAUCAAGCUUUAUUUUACAGAUUUUUGCAAUUUGCUUUUCUCUUAUUUGUCUUUGUCAUUCAAAGAAGCAAGGUAUUUGUGAGAUAGGUUCAAUUGUGUGUGAAUUUAAUUUAAGUAAAUAUUUAAAAAGUGUAUCGUAAUGCGAUUCUCACGGCAAUGAUUAGUUUUGUUUUUAUGACGGCUAGAUUCGUCGAUUGACGGUCUAUUCUUUUUUUUUUUUUCAAUCGUAUUUCGCGGUGUCGUUUAAUUUUGAAGCAGGAAUGUUAGUUCAUGCUCGUUAAUCUUACACAAGUUUUAUGUAUAUGUAUGUAUUAUUGCUGUACCAAAAUGACUAAUAUAUAAAAAAUUUCAAUCAUUAUUACCUCGGAAUCAGAAAAAGAAAAUUAUAUGUGCGAGGCGUCGAAAGGAAAAAAUUCAGAUUGAGCUUAUAGUAAAUUUUGCUUUUAUGCCAAUUUUACAUUUUUAAAUACGUGAAAUUUCUUUUGAUGGGUUAUAUAAGUUCAAUUGCUUUCGGUGCCUUGUCAGCGCGAUGAUAAACAAUGUGCAAAGAACUAAGUUUCAAGAAUUACGGUGAUCGUCUUUGGUUACCUAGAUGUCAAUUGGUCGUGACGAUUUAUUUUAGGUGGGUUAUUUUAAGUGGAUACUACGUUUAUCAGUGUCAAACAAACAAACAAAAAAUGAAAUUUACAGCUGUUGCACGUUAUUUUGCAUACACAAAUUGUAACAUAUUGUUAAGUACUUGAUGCUACUUGGCAUAUCUUUAAAUGACAUUUCAUGGACAAAGAAUCUUCUACGAUGAUGUUUGUUUUUUAUUGACUCCAUAGUUAUGUAGUAUAAAAAACUAAUCUAUUCAUUUUCUCUUGCUGUAAUAAAAAAUCACUAGUCAGGCGAAAUAUUAUUCACUUGAAAUUCGUGAAGAUCCAAUGCAGAAGAAAAAAUUAUGACAUGUAUACUUAAGUAAUUACGAUAAUAAACAUAUUGCAUAUAUAAUAAAUCAAGAAAAUCGAGUGAACAAAAAAGAUUUUCUUACGAGGUUCUUUUUAUUAUUUAGCUUCUGUAAAACAAAACGACAAGUAAUUAUAUACUUUUUGGUACAUAAAAGGAUAAAAAAUGUAUGAAGAUCAUGCCAGUAGAGUUUAAAAGUGUUUCAUAUAUUUGUACAUCUAAUACGGUAUUAUCUUAAAUUGUUACAUAUAAAUUGCUUUAUAAAUACGAAAAUAUACCAAGCAUGGCUUCUUGGAUAAAAUCUUCAUCAUGCUAAUAUUCGAAAAUUAAUUUAUUACGACAUUUAUCUGUCAAACUUUCAGUCCUACAUAUAAUAUAGAGU
Molecule: messenger RNA, 2482 nt
Organism: Phymastichus coffea
Lineage: Eukaryota; Metazoa; Arthropoda; Insecta; Hymenoptera; Eulophidae
Gene: Rab2
Product: ras-related protein Rab-2
Exons: 4
Coding region: 274-918 (214 amino acids)
Cellular component (GO): Golgi apparatus
Molecular function (GO): GTP binding; GTPase activity
Source: RefSeq, a predicted model, not a curated record